This is a messenger RNA of Oryzias latipes (Japanese medaka), 5720 nucleotides long. NCBI's taxonomy places the organism in Eukaryota, Metazoa, Chordata, Actinopteri, Beloniformes, Adrianichthyidae. The record is from RefSeq and is a predicted model, not a curated record.
UACUGCAGCAGGGAUUAGGGAUUGCUGCGUGGACAGCAUGUUGCACAGUUUCUUCCGGCUGUCGUGCUUUCCCGGUCUGGUGCGCUGAAUAGCUGCAGAGGAGCGUGCACAGGUGAAGGCCUGGCCAUUAGACGGGCUGUGGCUCUGAGGCUAGCUGCAUCUGCGUUCGAGCUCUUCAGACGGAGCAGCUGUGAAGCUGCAGAUCCUCCAGCUGUGGGCUUCGUCUUUUUUGGUGAGAGGCUCUGUCCUCAGAUCCCAGUUGGACUAGUUUGACGGCUGAUCUUCAGCUGCGGCGCAGAAACAUGAGCACGGUCAAGAAGAGCAGCUUCUCUCCCUUCGGCCCAGUUUCUUCAGUUUUGAUGCGUUCUGCCGCCACCGCCACCGGAGACAAACCAGGCCCUCCGGUGAAAGGCGCCUUCUUCCUGGUAGAGGACAAUGAGCGAGCCAAAGAGGGGGCUCUCUGUGAGCAGCAGCAGCCCUCGCUGUCCCGCGUGGUUGAGGAGUUCUUCUGGAUUGGCAGCAGCAUCAUCGCCUUCUCCAAGUGGCGGCUGGGCUACAUGGUGGAGAAAUGUAUGAGCUCCAUGCAGAUGGGGACCCAGAUGGUGAAGCUCCGUGGCGGCUCCAAGGGACUGGUUCGCUUCUUUUUUUUGGACGAGCACAAGUCCUGCAUCCGCUGGAGGCCGUCCCGCAAGAACGAGAAGGCCAAGAUCUCUAUUGACUCCAUCCGUGAAGUUUGUGAGGGAAAACGGUCGGAGAUCUUCCAGCGGUACGCAGAGGGCAGUUUCAACCAAAACUGUUGCUUCAGCCUCUACUAUGGGGAACACAUGGAGUCUCUAGACUUGGUGUCCGGCACCGGAGAGGAUGCCAGAACUUGGAUAACAGGCCUCAAAUAUCUAAUGGCUGGCAUCAGCGACGAGGACAGUCUGGCGAAGAGGCAGCGUACCCGUGACCAGUGGUUGAAGCAGACCUUUACUGAGGCGGAUAAGAAUGGCGACGGCAGUUUAAGCAUCAAUGAGGUUCUCCAGCUCCUCCACAAACUCAACGUGAACCUGCCCCGGCAGAAGGUCAAGCAGAUGUUCAAGGAGGCAGACACUGACGACAAUCAGGGAACACUCGACUUUGAGGAGUUCUGCUCCUUCUACAAGAUGAUGUCCACUCGCAGAGACCUGUACCUGCUCAUGCUCACCUACAGCAACCACAAAGACCACAUGGACACGGAUGACCUCACCCGCUUCCUGGAGCAUGAGCAAAAGAUGACCAAGGUGACAAAAGACCACUGCCUGGAGAUCAUCAACAAAUUUGAGCCGUGCUCAGAGAACCAGAAGCAGGGAGUUUUGGGAAUCGAUGGUUUUACUAAUUACAUGCGCAGUCCAGCAGGGGACAUCUUUAACCCUGAACACUACAGUGUGAGUCAGGACAUGACGCAGCCUCUGUGUAACUACUUCAUUGCCUCCUCACACAACACCUACCUGAUGGGCGACCAGUUGAUGUCGCAGUCGCGGGUGGACAUGUACGCCUGGGUGCUGCAGGCUGGUUGCCGCUGCGUGGAAGUCGACUGCUGGGACGGUCAGGACGGGGAACCCAUCGUCCAUCACGGCUACACGCUCACCUCCAAGAUCCUCUUCAGAGACGUCGUUGAGACCAUCAACAAAUACGCCUUCAUCAAGAACGAUUACCCGGUCAUUCUGUCCAUUGAGAACCACUGCAGCGUUCCUCAGCAGAAGAAGAUGGCGCAGUACCUGACUGAGAUCCUCGGGGACAAACUGGACGUUUCCAGCAUCAAGGUGGAUGAGUCCGGGCAAUUGCCGUCCCCCGAGUCGCUGAGGGGGAAGAUCCUGGUGAAGGGGAAGAAACUGCCUCCUAACAUUGAUGAGAACGCUGAAGAGGGAGAUGUGUCCGACGAAGACAGCGCCGACGAGAUGGAGGAUGACUGCAAGCUGAUGAAUGGAGAUUGGAAGACCACAGCCAACAGGAAGCAGGUGGAGAACAUGGCCAAGAAGAAACUGGACAGCCUGAUGAAGGAGUCCAAGAUCAGAGACUGCGAAGACCCGGACAGCUUCACCAUCGGAGCGCUGCCCCCUGCUGGGAAGCCUGGGGAAAACAGAGGCUGCAAAGGUAAAAGUGACGACAGCACCGACACGACAGAUGAAGCUCAUCCCAGCAGCAGCAAACGCUCUGGACGCUCUUUCAUCGGGAGCUUCUCCAAGCGCAAGAAAAAGGCCUCCAAGCUGAAGAAGACGUCCAGCUUUGAAGACACAGACACAGACCAGGAGAGCAGCAGCGCCUCACGCGCCCCUCCAUCCCACAGCAAGAAGAAGAAGACCAUGAAGCUCUCCAGAGCUCUGUCCGACCUGGUCAAGUACACAUGCUCAGUGGGCCUCUACGACAUCGAAGCUCAGGCGGGCUGCAGCUGGCAGGUUUCAUCGCUAAGUGAGACCAAAGCUCACCAGGUGAUGCAGCAGAAAGCCACAUCCUUCAUCCUCUUCAACCAACGACAGCUGUCCCGCAUCUACCCUUCCUCGUACCGCGUGGACUCCUCCAACUUCAACCCGCAGCCUUUCUGGAAUGCAGGCUGCCAGCUGGUUGCACUCAAUUACCAGUCUGAGGGCCGCGUCCUGCAGCUCAACAGAGCAAAGUUCUAUAGCAACGGCAACUGCGGAUACAUCCUGAAGCCCACCUGCAUGUGUGAAGGUGCCUUUAACCCAAACCUGGAGGACCCCGUGCCGGGACGCAUGAAGAAGCAGCUGGUGCUGAAGAUCAUCAGCGGACAGCAGCUGCCCAAACCCAAAGACUCCAUGCUGGGAGACAGAGGAGAGAUUAUCGACCCCUUCGUGGAGGUGGAGAUCAUAGGCCUGCCGGUAGACUGCUGCAAAGAGCAGACCAGAGUGGUGGACGAUAAUGGGUUCAACCCCAUGUGGGAGGAGACUCUAGUGUUCAUGGUGCACAUGCCCGAGCUGGCUCUGGUGCGUUUCCUAGUGUGGGAUCAUGACCCCAUCGGGCAGGACUUCAUUGGGCAGCGCACCAUUUCCUUCAACAGCAUGAUGCCGGGUUACCGCCACGUGUACCUGGAAGGCAUGGAGGAGGCCUCCAUCUUUGUUCAUGUGGCUGUGAAUGACAUCAGUGGUAAGGCACGAGCAGCCAGCGGCAUAAAAGGUCUGUUUCACAGAAACCCAAAGCAGUCUUCCCUGGACAGCCAUGCUGCUGUACAGCAGGGCCGUAAGCACCCAUUCGGCGCCCACCUUCUGCGGCGCACAGCCAGCGCCCCCACCAGAGGGCAGCCCAAAGUCCGGAAGGGCUUUCCAGAGAUGGACACCAAAGACUACAGUUCUGAGGGCGCCAGCGAGGAGCGGGACUCUGAGGAUAAGGCAUCUGCCACCGCCUCCUUCCAGUUUACGCCCCCACGGCAUCACAACGGGGAAUCGCUCAGCCCACCCCGAAGGAAAGGCAGCUGGGAGCACCCUGACUCAAACGGAGCUUUCUGCCCUGAGGGGGGUAAAGACUGCUCCUUGCCUCAAAAUCCAGCCCCCCCUCCUCAUCCUCCUGCACCCACAGCAGGCGAUGGCCAGAUCUUCACACCUGGACCGGACCAGAGAGCGUCUCCUCAUCACCUCACAUCCACGGCUACCGUUUCUUUAAAAGAGGCGACACGCAGCAUCCUGUGCCCCCCACUGACAGGGAAACCUGAACACCACUCCCAGACAAACAUCGUUUCUUCAUCCUCCGGGAAGGAUCUGCCCCGGCUGCAUGAUGAAGGCACCCUGCUGGAAAGCCAACACGCUGAAGCGAACUUGGCUCCCUCCCAUCCCAUGCUCCCCCAGGGAACGCCCACAGCCCACGCUGCGCCUCUGGCCCACACCAGGAGGGCUCUGUUCAGCGACCUGCCUGGACACACACCAAUGAGGAGGGCAAAGAGCGAGGGCCACGUCCGGGCCCCCCCUGCCCCAAGUGGCCCGGUCCAGUCGGUGGUCCCAGAAGUGUCCACAGACGCCACUGCGAACGACCGGCUGUGGAGCAAACUGGAACCCGGCAGCCACCGGGACAGCAUGUCAUCGUCUUCAAGCAUCUCCUCCAAUGACACCGUCAUUGACCUCUCUCUGUCCAACCUGGCCUGGAGAAGCCAUGCCCACCCCCCCAGCAGCACCGCAGAGCCCCCCUGGAUAAACUACCGCCACUCUGCUUUGGUCUGCUAUGAGGUCCCCAGAGUGGACAAGAGUAAGUCCAACCCAAACCUGCAGCAGAGUGACUGUUCUACCCCUGAAAGGGGCCAGGACGCCCUGAAGGACCCCCCUGUUGAGCUGGGUGGGAGGAGGCACAGCUGGAGCCGGCUCUAUAUGGAGGGGCUCAAAAAUUCGUCAGGGCGUGGGUCGUCCUCUGCAGCUGCACCGUCCAUGUCCAAAAGCCUCGGGGACCUGACCUCUGAUGACAUCUCAUGCAACUUCGACAGCAAGUAUCGCAGCAUCAACCGCAGCUUUGUGGUCCGGUCCAACAGGGAGCAGCACCGAAGGGGGGGUCUCACCCGACCAGCACCACAGAACAACCUCACAGAGCAGCUGCGGAGGCUCACCGACGUGGAGCCGCUGACUGCCCGUGACUUUGCCUACCAAACACAAGACCAGCAGGAGGACGCUGUGGAUGAGAGUUUGGUGAGACGGACCUCCUCCAGGAGCCAGAGCCGCGUACGAUACAUCGCCAACCGGGCCAAGAAGGCCCAGGAGCGGCAGAGGCUGCAGGGUCUGCUGCAGGGCAGGAGCGCCAGCUUCAGCCACCCCGUGAGCCCCAUCGAGGAGAGGGGGAACCCUGAGGGGGCGUGCUGUGUGACCCGCAGCCCCUGCAGCGGCCUGGACAUGCUGAGUCGGCCCAAUUCUACAGAGUCUCCCUCCCCAGCACAGACCGAGCCUGGAAACAGUGAAGUCUUUUUACGGCUCAAACUCUAAGAACUUCAGAAGUUCUGAGGAAAGCGGGGUUCCUGCAGAACUGUUCUUCAGGAGGACUGCAUGUUUCCACCCAAAGGCUUUUUCUGCAUCUGCAUUCAUGAGCCAUGGACUGGUGAGAAGACGUCAGCAUCUCAUGACUUGAGUUCAGGCCAAACCGGUUUUGAAUGUAGGUCCUGAGUGUGCUCCUAACCCACACACAGGCUCCAAGAGCCCAUCUCCAAGAGCGCCUCCGCCUUUUCCUCCGGACAGGAAGCAGCUGCUCUGUCCUGUCCAGGGGGAACUGCUGGUCUGCAAUGUUCUCCUAGUUGAGUGUCUAGCAGCCCCCAGUAGUUUACGAGAGGAUUCAAGUGAUACUUUUUAUUUAAUUACCCUGUAAUGUUGUGCUUUUAACUGUGGUAAAAACUAGAUUCAAACCAAGAUAUUACCCACCCAUCCACAAGCAAUAUCUGCGGAUCACUGCCGGUUCUGCUGGAGCAGUGCUGAGGUCCGAUGGUUUGAGCCUGAGAACCGCAUGCCUUCUCUACACUGAAACCACCAAGCUCUGCGUUGGUUUACAAAGUUUUUAUAUAAAGAUUUGAUAUUCCAAGAGUGUUUUCUCUUUGUCUGCUGGAGGCAGUGGGGCUUCGUGUCGUAGCCCCCCCUGCCGUCCCUCAUUGUGCUACUAAGACCAGAUGAUCCGCUGUACUGUCACCCUGCUGCCAUGACCCUUUCUGCUAAAUUUUAAGGACAAUUUUGAAUUCAAACAAUGUGUAAUUAAGAGCUAAAUAAAUCUUAAGUCCAUAUUAA